Molecule: messenger RNA, 222 nt
Organism: Funneliformis geosporum
Lineage: Eukaryota; Fungi; Glomeromycota; Glomeromycetes; Glomerales; Glomeraceae
Source: the annotation of a GenBank genome assembly
AUGUCCAAAAUUUCGGAUAAUGCCAUUGAUCAUUCUGGUCUUAUUGUUGAGCUUGAUAAUACUAAAAGGCUUUUGGAGUUUAAUCAACUGGAAAUUCAGCAAAAAUUGAAAUCAAGAACAGAUUUUAACAACCAGAUUACACAAUUGCAACAGCAACUUAAGGAUCAAAGAAUUGAAAUAGAAGAAUUGAAGAAGCAACUACAAAAGCUUAUAAGGAUAUGA